CCGGCAGGAGGCCUUGCUCGCGCUAGCCUGGAGCUGCCGGGGGCGGGGCAGGAGGCGGGGCUUUCCCCGGCUGCCGCCAGGGGGCGGGGCCUCGGCUCCGAAGGGUGGGCUUUGGAGGGCAGUGAGUAGCUGCUUCCUUGUGUCCUGGAUUGCUCGGCUUCCGCUCAAGAUCAAACCCUGGCUGGGCCGGCCCUGGGGUCGCCAUGGAGUCCACGCUGGGCGCGGGCAUCGCGAUGGCCGAGGCGCUGCAGAACCAGCUGCCCUGGUUGGAGAACGUGUGGCUCUGGGUCACCUUUCUGGGCGACCCCAAGAGCCUCUUUCUGUUCUACUUCCCCGCGGCCUACUACGCCUCUCGCCGGGUGGGCAUCGCGGUGCUCUGGAUCAGCCUCAUCACAGAGUGGCUCAACCUCGUCUUCAAGUGGUUUCUGUUUGGAGACAGGCCCUUUUGGUGGGUCCAUGAGUCUGGGUACUACAGCCAGGCCCCAGCCCAGGUUCACCAGUUCCCCUCUUCUUGUGAAACUGGUCCAGGCAGUCCUUCCGGACACUGUAUGAUCACAGGAGCAGCCCUCUGGCCCAUAAUGACGGCCAUCUCUUCCCAGGUGGCCACCCGGACCCACAGCCGCUGGGUGAGGGUGAUACCUAGCUUGACUUAUUGCACCUUCCUGCUGGCGGUCGGCUUGUCCCGGGUCUUCCUCUUAGCACAUUUCCCGCACCAGGUGUUGGCUGGCCUAAUAACUGGUGCCGUCCUGGGCUGGCUGAUGACCCCUCGGGUGCCCUCAGAGCGGGAGCUGAGCUUCUACGGCUUGACCUCACUGGCCCUCUUGCUGGGUGCCAGCCUCAUCUAUUGGACCCUCUUUACCCUGGGCCUGGAUCUUUCCUGGUCCAUCAACCUAGCCUCUAAGUGGUGUGAGCGGCCUGAGUGGGUACACUUGGACAGCCGGCCCUUUGCCUCCCUGAGUCGCGACUCAGGGGCCGCCCUGGGUCUGGGCAUCGCCUUGCACUCUCCCUGCUAUGCCCAGGUACGGCGGGCAUACCUGGGAUACGGCCAGAAGUUAGUCUGCCUUGUGUUGGCCAUGGGGCUGCUGGGCCCCCUGGACUGGCUGGGCUACCCCCCUCAGAUCAGCCUCUUCUACAUCUUCAAUUUCCUGAAGCACACCCUCUGGCCAUGCCUGGUCCUGGCCCUCGUACCGUGGCUGGUGCACACGUUCAGUGCCCAGGAAGCACCACCCACCCGCUCUUCCUGACUCUGGGUGCCUCCUGCGGGUACUUUCCCUCUCACAAAGCCCACACUCCAUGACCUCCAUACUCCAGGGGAGCAGCCCCAUCCCCUUCCAGCCCUCUACAGGUCCUGCUCGUGUUGAAUUUUCUACUUCUCCCACCACCUGGUCUCAGCCCCAAAGAAGGGGCUUCUCUUUCCCGGGAAGGCUGGUCCUCCUUCUGCUUUCCUUCCCAAGUCCCCAAAGAGGAAAGGCAACAGCGAGACUAGUGGGUUCCUGUAACACUGUGAAGGGCUCACAGCAGUCCCAAUAAAGCCCUUCCAUACCUCUGGA
Molecule: messenger RNA, 1550 nt
Organism: Hippopotamus amphibius kiboko
Lineage: Eukaryota; Metazoa; Chordata; Mammalia; Artiodactyla; Hippopotamidae
Gene: G6PC3
Product: glucose-6-phosphatase catalytic subunit 3
Exons: 6
Coding region: 204-1244 (346 amino acids)
Biological process (GO): glucose 6-phosphate metabolic process; gluconeogenesis
Cellular component (GO): membrane
Molecular function (GO): glucose-6-phosphatase activity
Source: RefSeq, a predicted model, not a curated record